GAGAACACCUGAGCAAAACGACGCAGAGAAAAUUUCCACACAGUGAUAAUGACUUCAGGUCAAGAAGGUGAUCUGAGGAUUAUUCUCCUGGGUAAAACUGGAGCAGGAAAAAGUACAACAGGAAACACCAUCCUGGGAAAAAAUGCAUUUAAAGAGACCAGUGAAAUAUGUGAGAAACAGAAAGGAUAUGUGGAUGGGAAAAACAUUGUUGUAUUUGAUACUCCAGGACUGUUCAAUGCAUCUAUCACAAAAGAGCAAGUGAAGGCAGAAAUAGAGAGGUGUGUAGAGAUGUCUUCUCCUGGUCCUCAUGUGUUCCUGCUGGUGAUCAAACUGGGAGUGAGAUUCACAGAAGAGGAGAGGAACUCAGUGCAAUGGAUUCAGGAGAACUUUGGAAAAGAGGCUUUGCUUCGUACCAUCAUUCUGUUUACUCACACUGAUCUGCUGAGGGGUAAAUCUUUGGAGGCGUACAUCAGGGAAAGCCACUAUUUACCAAAAAUAGUGGAUAGUUGUGGUGGCAGAUAUCACUCAUUCAACAAUGAAGAUAGAAACCAUCGACAUCAGAUCACAGAACUGCUGCAAAAGAUUAAUGUAUUGAGGAGAGCAAAUGGAAUGAGACAUUACACUCCUGAGAUGUUUAGAACAAUCCAGACAGAGAUUACAGGGAAAGACAGAAUGAAGCUGCUAAACGUUACACAUAUUUUGAGCAUUAUCAUAGUGAUAGGAGUUAUUUUUCUAGGAACACAGCAGUGGAACAAUAGGCUUCAAAAGGAGGAAGACAAACUGAAAAAUGACAUUCUACUAAUGGAAAAGGAGAUGCAGCAGGUGAGAAAUAAGCUCUCACUAAAGGUAGAGAAUGAGAAGGACCUGACAAGCAAGAUAGAACAGAAUGAACGAGAGGAGAAUCAGCUGAGAAAUGAGCUCUCACAAAAAAUAGAGCAUGAGAAAGUCCUGAAAAAAAAGAUACAAGAGAAUGAACAAAUGGAGAAUCAGCUGAGAAAUGAGCUCUCGCGAAAGGUAGAGGAUGAGAAGAACCUGAAAAACAAGAUAGAAGAGAAGGAACAAGAGCAGCUGAGAAAUGAGCUCCUACUGAAGGAAAGGGAAAGUCAACUGAAAAAUGAACUCUUACAAAAGGCACAGGAUGAGAAGCAGCUGAGAAAUGAGCUCCCACAGAAGGAACAGGAAGAGGUAUGGCUGAAAAAUGAAAUACAGUCAGAACAGGAGCAGCUGCAGCUAGAAGAGGAGCUCCAACAGAAAGAACAGAAGCAUCAGCUAAAUAAGCAGCUACAACAGAAGGAACAAGAGGAGUUACAGCUAAAAAAGGAGCUGCUACAGAAGGAACAGGAGAAGCAUCAGCUAAAAAAGAAGCUGAUAGAUAAGGAACAGGUGGAGUUGGAGCUAAAAAAGGAGCUGCUUCAGAUAAAACAGGAGAAGCAUAAGAUAAUAAAGGAGCUCAAGCAGAAGAAACAGGACAAGGAGAAUCUGAAAAAGGAACUCCAAAAGAAUGAGCAAGAGACUCAGGAGCUGGAAAAGGAUUUCCAACAGAAGCAACAAGAAAAGCAGCAGCUGGAAAAGAAGCUCCUACAGUAUAUAAAAAAGGUGCAAUAGCAGGAGGAGCAUCAGGAAGAACAGCUAAAGGAACAGAAGCAGCAACAGGGAGAUCUACAGAUGAAGCAACAUUAAUACCAGCAGCAGGAAAUAUAGCCAUAUUCACUACGUUUACAUGUGCACCAAUAAUGCAGUUAUUUCCAAUAAUUAAAGACAUUAACAAACACAUUAAGAUGUACAUGAACCCAAGUAAACCACUUCACUCCUGUUUACAUGCAAUUUUCAUUUAUGGUUAUUCACUAAGAAGUGUGGUUGUUUUUCACCAGUAUUCGCAUACCUACAGCACAAAUGAUGAACUCACAUACAGCAGGCGAGUUACUGCCCACUGUCCACUUACAUCAAAUGCAAUACAUGUCUAUAGAUUAGGUACUGCAGUGAAUAUCGCAAUAUCAUACACUCUCAAAGUUCUCUUAUAAUUAUGAAUCUAUCUAUACCUCACAAUGAAUCUAUUAUUGUCUAUGCUUUGUGAUAAUGAGGAUCUGCAAGCUUGCUUAACUCAGCACUGAACAAAAACUCCAGCGUUUUUGAGCAAUUGCCUCUGAUUGGCUGUUGUGUAUAAGAAAUCAACAUAUAUGUCUGAUUGACUACAUCGCUAAAUGUUGCAAAACGUGUUGUAAACAUAACUCUUUGAAGCUCUUUGUGCUCACUGGAUCAUUUGCCAGACUGUUUUGCCAAUCAGAUUUUUACAGCUUCCACUGAGAGUGCUCUUGCUUUCGCUUGACUCCCGUAGAGCUGAACCUGCUUGGGAAUAAUGUCAAGGAGUUUAUUCACAAAAUUGUGUGAACAACAAACAGUAUAGCUGUAUGUCUGAGCACAUGCACACUUUGGUCAGAGCAGUAAUAUGUAAUGUGAUUAAGGUGUUUACAUGCCCGUUAAAAAUUAAAAUUAUAAUUGGUAUAAGCCGCAUAGUUUUGCAAUUAUGCAAUUAUGGUUAAUGCGAUUAUGAGCUUAAAGUAUUACAUUAGGUAAAGUUAAAUUGCAAUAUUGCUGAAAUUCAUUAUAAUCACAUUAUGAGUGUGCAUGUAAACACAGUCCUUGAUUAGAUUAGCAAUAGUAACUGCAUAAGCAGGAGCAGGAGGAACAGCAGUAACAUUAAUAUCAGAACUGAAAGGACUUACUAUUUUUGCAUUGUUUAUUUAAAUGUAAAAUGUUUCCUACAUACAAUUUCAUAGACCAGUGACUUUAUAUUCAUUAUGAAAUUAUGUUUCUCUGUACUGUAUACUGAAUAUAUUGUAGUUUAGGGAUGUCAUGUUUCUGUGAUUAUUGGAGUUUUAAAGGGGUCAUGACAUGGAUUUUUUAAAAUUAUUUUAUGUUCCUUGAGGUUUACUUAUAAUAUCAAUAAAGUU
Molecule: messenger RNA, 2951 nt
Organism: Onychostoma macrolepis
Lineage: Eukaryota; Metazoa; Chordata; Actinopteri; Cypriniformes; Cyprinidae
Product: GTPase IMAP family member 4-like
Exons: 2
Coding region: 49-1605 (518 amino acids)
Molecular function (GO): GTP binding
Source: RefSeq, a predicted model, not a curated record